This is a messenger RNA of Mesorhabditis belari, 1434 nucleotides long. The record is from the annotation of a GenBank genome assembly. Lineage: Eukaryota; Metazoa; Nematoda; Chromadorea; Rhabditida; Rhabditidae.
AUGUUCUACGAACCGGGCACAAGCUCCCCGCCUCCUCCGGAAUACGAUCCAAAGAAUGAGAAACGAAAAUUUAAUGGAUUUUCCCGAUCCGAGACGGUCGAGCCGUUUAUUGAGGGCACAGAGACGGCGCCGAAAGAUCGGAAUGGCCUCGUUUGGUGGAUUUUCCUUCUGCACGGGAUCGGGGUGUUGAUGCCGUGGAAUAUGUACAUCACGAUAGCACAUAAUUACUUUGAGGGAUUCAAGCUAUGGGAGUGGCGGAACGCAACUUUACCCCUGAAAAGUGACAAUGCUUCCUCUUUUUCUCUGCACCCAACCGAGGAGAGCCGUGUGUUUCUCCACUGGAUGACCAUUUGCUCACAAACACCGAAUUUGGUGCUCAACUGCUUGAAUAUCUUCAUACCGAUUAGAGGCGAUCUCACCCGGCGGAUCACCAUCUCUAUAUCCAUCGUCGGAUUGGUGGUGCUGUUGACGGAUCUCUUGGUUUUUGUCGACACUUCUACAUGGGUGACCUCAUUUUUCUAUUUAACUUUGAUUCUAAUCGCUCUCCUUAAUGGCGCAAACGGGAUCUACCAGAGCUCGAUCUACGGAGUUGUAUCCGAUUUCCCAUUCAAAUACACAAAUGCGGUGAUCAUCGGGAAUAACUUUUGCGGGACUUUCGUCACGAUUCUCAACAUUUUGGCAGUAUUGGUUUCGUCAAAUCCUCAAUAUCAAGCUUUCGUCUUUUUCACGAUCUCUCUUUUCACGAUUGGGCUUUGCUAUGUGUCGUUUUUUGGGCUCAAAUACCAGGAAUUCUACAGAUAUUACUCGGGCCAAGGAAUCGAGAAUCGACAGCAAAAUUGCCAAGGAAUCAUUUCUCUGACGGAAUAUAAAAGAACGAUAAAAGAAGGCUGGAUCCAGUUCGUCAACGUUUUCCUCAUCUUUUUCGUCACUUUAUCUCUUUUCCCGGCGGUGAUGAUGAACGUGAAGCCAAAUGCACCAAAAGCGAAUGGGGAAUUCGAUUACGAUUUCAUUUUCCCAAAAGAUCAAUACGUGAAUAUCUCUUGCUUUCUUUUGUUCAACGUUUUCGCGUUUAUCGGAUCGAUGUUGGCGAGUGCGACAAAGCCACUGCUUUCGCCGAAAGUGCUCACUAUCUGCUGCUGGAUCCGUUUGCUGUUGAUCCCGGCGAUUGUCAUGUGUAACUAUCAGCCACUUGGGAAAGGUGGAGCUCGAAGGAAAUUGGCGAUUUGGAUUCUCAAUCCUUGGGCUUACAUGUCUCUCGCGAUGAUCAUGUCUCUGUCAUCGGGGUAUUUCUCGUCGCUGGCAAUGAUGUACGCCCCAAGGGUUGUUGACUCAAGUCGUGCCCGUUUAGCCGGCAUGAUCUCGGCUUUCAUCUUGAUUUGUGGAGUUGUUGCCGGUCUCUGGUUCUCGGUGAUUUUAGCGCAAAUCGUUUUAUGG